Cordyceps fumosorosea ARSEF 2679 is the source of this 1374-nucleotide messenger RNA. Its product is annotated as Mtw1 kinetochore complex, DSN1. The transcript has 4 exons. Gene Ontology annotation, cellular component: MIS12/MIND type complex. The record is from RefSeq and is a predicted model, not a curated record. The coding region runs from base 1 to 1374 and encodes 457 amino acids. Lineage: Eukaryota; Fungi; Ascomycota; Sordariomycetes; Hypocreales; Cordycipitaceae. Gene Ontology annotation, biological process: cell division; mitotic sister chromatid segregation.
AUGACGACGCUCGUGGCCACCCGGACAUCGCCGCUUGACCUGAGCAUGAGCAACCAACCCGACCGCCGGACGGGCAAGCGUCUAGCGGGUGAGCAGGGCCCAGGCGGCCGCGCGGCGACAAAGACGACGACGAUGCUAAUUAGAGAACGCGCAGCCGCGGAGGACUUUGAAGACGACGAUGGAUUCGUGUUUACGCGCAAGCCGAAGAAGGCGAGGACGGACGAGGUGGCGGCGACGGCUACGGCGCCGGUGAGGAGAUCGCCGCGCAACAAGCCUGCGGCGGGGGAGAGGAGCACUGCUGCUACGACGACGACGAAGACAACGAUAGCAGCAGCAGCAUCGACUUCGCAGAGGAGGACGGGCACGGCGGCGGCGUCGCCGUCGCGCGACGCGGACCGUACGAGGAGGGAAGCGAGCGCCGGACGCGCCACCGCCAGCAGCAGCGACCCCAAGACGAGCCGACGCGGCGAUGCUGACGACAAGCCGCGGCGUCCAGAGCGAAGUACGCUGCAGUCGCCUCCGCGCGGCACGACGACGAUUACGCUACCGACGAGCGACACGCCGGUGAUUGCCCGCAACAAGGAGAUGCGCAAAAAGGCCGCCGAGGGCACCGGCAGCGGCAACAGCAGUAGCAGCAGCAGCAGCCACCGGCGCAGCUCGUUUGAGAUGCGCGGCCGAAGGGCCAGCUCGCUGAUCGAGAGCGGGCAGACGGCGAUGCCGCAUCGCGACGUGGACGCGCGCGACUUUUACAAGCACAUCGCCGCGGACGGGCUGUCGGAGCCGCUGCGCAUGAAGCAGCUGCUGACGUGGUGCGGCGCGAGGGCACUGCCGGAGAAGCCGAAGCAGGGCGUGCCGAGCACGGAUCCGUCGCUGGGAGCGCGGGCGAUCUUGGACGAGUUGACAAAGGAAUUCUCGACGAGGCCCGAGUUCUAUAACUGGUUCGGGAGAGACGAGAGUGUAGCGCCAGCGACGAGGGUGCUGAAACCGAAUCCCAGAAACAUGGAGCUGGAUAAGAAGAUGGCUUCCUUGGAAGCUCGAAUACAAAGACUACGAGAAGAAAAGAACGCCUGGUUAUCAAUACAAAAACCAUCCGCCGACCAGCCCCAACUAUUCCCUCUCUCCGACGACACCACGCAAGAAACACCACCACCGCCGCCGCAACUCCCCGCCGUCGAGCUCCUCGACGCCGACGAGGGCCGAGUCCACCGGUAUCUCGCCUCGGAGCUGGAGCCGCUGACGCAGGCGCGAACGCGGGCGCGGGCGCGCCUGCGCGCCGCGCGCGGGAGCGCGGGCACGCGCGACAUGCCCGUCAUGGAGGUCCUGCGUGGCCUGGGCAGGCUGCUCCCGGAAGGGGGCGGCGGUUCUGGGUCGUGA